AUGAAACCCUUAGCGUUCCUGUUGCUCUUUGGUGCGGCCGCAACUGCUGGAGCCGCUGACGUUCGAGAAUUGUUGAGCGAAGCAACCGAAGAUAACCGGAAGGCCAAGCAAUUGUCGCUACACAAUGCUGGUGACUCCGAGUUCCCGGAGUUGUCCAAGGCCUACGGAGUGGGAUACGCCGAUGCGUACGGAGAAUUGCUCGAGUACGCGAAGACGAGUGACGACCUCCAGCUCAAGCUACUUGUCUUGCGCCUUCACUGCUAUGACAGGCUCCAGUAUCACCUCGUUGACGUCGAGUACGGCGGCGAUGAAGCAACAAAGAGCAAGGCGAAGAGUCGUAUGAAGCACUAUGACGCGAACCUUCGCGCAACCGUCCUCUACGGCCUCGAUGACAAGCCGCCCUUUCCGCGGGCGGUGGUACUCGCCGUGCAGCACGUGCUGACGAUGUUCGGCUCGACCGUCGCGGUGCCGCUGUUGCUCGCCGAGCCGAUGCAGAUGAACGCGACGCAGACCGCGCUGUUGAUCUCGUCGGUCAUGCUCUGUAGCGGCGUGGCCACGCUGCUACAGACGACCUUCGGGUCGCGGCUGCCGAUCAUUCAGGGGGUGAGCUUUUCUUUCUUGGCGGCGUUCAGCGGCGUCAUCAUCCCGACGGUGUUGCGUCCCGAGAGCGCCGGCGGCCUCGGCGGUGAUGGCGGCGAAGCGAUGCAGUACAUCGCCGGCGCGGUGAUUGUCGGCGCGGUGGUCGAGAUGGCGCUCGGGUUCUCGGGCCUCGUGGGCGCCGUUCGGCAUUUCCUCUCUCCAGUGGUCGUUGGCCCCGUGAUCAUGCUGAUCGGGCUCGCGCUCUAUCAGGCCGGCGCUCCGGUGGCUGCGUCGCACUGGCCGACGAGCAUCCUGACGAUGACGCUUGUCAUCUUGUUCUCGCUAGCGCUGUCGCGACGACUGCUCUUGUUCCGAUUGUUUCCGAUGCUGCUGGCGAUCCUCGCGUCG
This is a messenger RNA of Symbiodinium sp. CCMP2456, 987 nucleotides long. NCBI's taxonomy places the organism in Eukaryota, Dinophyceae, Suessiales, Symbiodiniaceae. The record is from the annotation of a GenBank genome assembly.